UUCUCUCAAACUCUCUCAAAGCCACACAAUUGUAAGACUCUAAGCUUUAAUGAGACGUUUGCAUUUUGAAAACCAUAGAAACCCGUCAUUUGGUGACGUGCACUUCAAUUCCCCCACACCCAUAUUUCUCUGCACCCUAAGCCAGCCCCUUAUAUAUAACCCUUUCAAAAAUCUCUCCUAUUUGCACACCAUCACCAUCAUCUUCAUCAAGGUGCAACUACAACUACAUCAACAUGUAUAGUAUUAGUUCCAGCUCCCAGAAUCAUAAUCCGUCGAAACCCGUUGUCGUCUGUCGUGUUUCGACUUUGUCCAUCAACUCCGACAAUAUACAUGGUUUAGGACAUGAAGAUGAAAAGUCCUAUAGUUGCAGUAAAUGGGGGUGUUUUACAAGGAUCAGCUUUGGUUCCUAGGGUGCAUUGCAGUGAUGGCAACGAGAAGUAUCCGGGACGUGAAAGGCUUAAAAGACACAGAGAAGAGGUUGCAGGUAUUUCCAUACCGGAUAAAUGGGGUAAAGAAGAUUUGCUCACAGACUGGAUGGAUUAUUCUUCGUUUGAUUCAUUGUUAGCUCCCAGUGGACUUGCUUCAGCUCUUAAAGCACUUAUAGCUGAGGGAAGAAGACGUAGUUCGCAACGAUCGAUGAGGAUCAGAAGUAUUAAGCAUCUUACCGAAAAGGAAUUGACGGGUUAUAUUUUCUUUUCAGAAUUGUUGGAUAAGUGAAAAACUUUUUAAAAUCGUUUGA
Molecule: messenger RNA, 739 nt
Organism: Hibiscus syriacus
Lineage: Eukaryota; Viridiplantae; Streptophyta; Magnoliopsida; Malvales; Malvaceae
Product: protein BIC2-like
Exons: 2
Coding region: 343-717 (124 amino acids)
Biological process (GO): blue light signaling pathway
Source: RefSeq, a predicted model, not a curated record